Plasmodium knowlesi strain H is the source of this 3900-nucleotide messenger RNA. RefSeq lists its product as uncharacterized. The record is from RefSeq and is a predicted model, not a curated record. Gene Ontology annotation, cellular component: Set1C/COMPASS complex. NCBI's taxonomy places the organism in Eukaryota, Apicomplexa, Aconoidasida, Haemosporida, Plasmodiidae. The transcript has a single exon. Bases 1 to 3900 code for a protein of 1299 amino acids.
AUGGAUAUUUGCAUUAGCCAUCUUUACAAUAGACAAAUAAGAAAGAACAUAUUACAGGAUGUUUUUUACAAAUUAGAGAAUUACGACAAUGAAGAAUUUUUAUGCUUCGACGUAAAUUCAAGCGGGAGUGUUCUUGUGGCCGCGUCCAAGACAUCCCUUUACUUUUUUCACGUUUUAACGGGCACCUUACUACUGCAACAUACUUAUUACGAUGAAAAUGAAAAGGAAAAUUAUCUGAAGCAGGACGUUUUCGAGGAGAGCAAAAUACAUGGCAGUACGUGUAGUGGGGUGAAUGGUAAGGGCAUCAAAGCGAGUGUAGAAGACGAAGGAAAUGAAUAUGACAAUGAUAGAGAGAUCGAGAAUGAGAACAGUACGAGCGGAAAUGUUACAAGGAAGGACAACAUUAGCAGCAACGAGGUUGGAAGUACAAGUGGGAUUGGUAGCCUGAACGAUGAUGAGCGCACCAGCCAUAUUGAUAUUCCUAAUAAAGUUCAUAAAGCUAACUGUGUUGAUCACGCCGAACAUGUUGACCCCCUCGUCAUGUGCUGCCACCUGGGGGAGACGAAGAACAGACGAAGCCUCAACUGUGACGAGGAUUUGAGGAGCACCAAGGAGGAAGAGGAAUGUUGGGCGACCCCAAAUGCAGAAAUUAAAAAUGGAAAUGAAUUUCCGGAGAAUUCGCUGAUACGAAAUGAUUCCAUCUGUUACGAAGACUCGAUAAAAUCCCAUAAGAGGAAGCUCCUUUCACCAAAGGGACAACAGGCGAAGAAAGUGAAAAAGAGUUCAAGGAAAUCUCAGAGAAAUGUGAGCAGAAGUGGAGAAAACACAACCAAUUCGAGAAGCAGAAAUAACGAAAGCAACAGUAGGAAAAGUGUAGACGAUAAAUUUGAUGAUGAAAAUGUACAUAUAAAGAAAAUACAGUUUAUAAAAAACGACAAGUAUCUACUAUGUGUAUCGAAGAGAUACUUGUACAUUUUUAAAAUGUGCCAAUUUGCCAUAACCAGAAUAGUGUACAUGGAUUUGUUAUAUCUUUGCAUUGGAAUCGAGACGGUCAUUUCAGGGAAGCUCUUUUUCCCUUGCUUCUUUUCUGAAUAUUUUUAUCUUUUUUAUAAACAAAAUAAAUAUAAAGAGAGGGAAGAGAGUACUCUCCUGAACAGUAGUAGUUUAAAUAACGAUUUUUUGCGUCCCUUUGGAUCCAAUUCUGAUUUAUCUAUAAAUAAAUGCGAGGAAAUCUCUGAGUGUAGUAAAAAUUGUGAAGAGAUGGAAUCGCCCCCCCUUGGGUGCUACCAAGAUGAAGCAACCCCAUCGAAGGGGCAUUUAAGCCUUUUCAAAUAUUAUCAUAAAUUAUACACAAGUUUGAACUCUAGCAAAAUUAGAAACUUUGAAAUCUGCGAAGUAAAGUGCGUGGAUUUUAAGAAGAAAAGGCUCUACUCCGGAGAUGAAAAGGUAAACAUCUAUGUCCUAGAUCUUGUUUUAUGUUUGAAGGAGCAAAUACCGUAUGUAUCCAGGGUGUACGUGGAGGCGAUGGCUGACCGGAGUGUACAAUAUACGACUUCCCCGCGUGAUGUGCAUCCCCGUGGUCUAUGUGCAGAGUGCAUGAACGACUUCAUCGUCGACGUUAAUGAGACUCUCCCCACGAUCUCAUAUGAACAGAUGAACUUCACAUUUCAGGAAAUAGCCAGAGAGAGUAGCUUGCAUGUGAGGAAAGACGCACGUAAUUCGAAGAGAAAAUCGAGGAAUAAGAAAAAAUAUGUGAAUGAGGAUGCCUCCAAAAAUUCUGUCUAUAACCAGGUCAAUAGUGUGAGUAAAAUGGAGUGCUCCGCGGGAAAGGUAGGGGAGGCAAUUCUUAGCGAAGCUGUGACUAAGGCGGGAGACGCCCUAGAAUUGCUUAGCGCAGUAAAUACCCGAAUGCCCAGUGGACUGCCCAGUGGACUGCCCAGUGGAUUGCCCAGUGGACUGCCCAGUGGAUUGCCCAGUGGACUGCCCAGAGCAGUGGCGAGCGAAGUUACAAUAGGGAAUGCAAAAAUGAUGGACCCUGCGGAGAGCUCCGUUAGCAACGGGAACCUCCUCCCGAGUGAAAUCCAGAGAGAGGGUGCAAAUGUAUACGAAGAUAAGAACGAAGUUGUCAUGCAGUUAAUCAAAUUUUUCGAAAAUUAUGAAAAUAGUCGGAAUAUUUUAAAAAAAAUGCUGAGUGGAUAUUUCCCGAUCUGUGUGUACAAAAAAAGGAGCAAGAGGAGAUCCAAGGAAUUACCAACCACGUUGAACAUAUACGACAAUUUGGAUGUCCUUCUAAAGGGAGAAACCCUAAGAGAUAACAUUCCCAGGGAGGAAGAAAAAGACGAGGAAAUUUUCCAAAAGGAAAAUGAUUACUAUAUAUUUGAUUAUUCUAGGAAGAAAAAAACCGACUAUUUCAAUUUUCCGCACAGUUUGCUAAAAAAUAAAAGCAGCUUAGAAAACGUUAAUACGCAUAGGGACAUAGACAAGAACAAGCAGUACAUAUAUGUGGGAACUCCAUCAUAUGUCCUCGCAUUCCAAAUGAAUUACGUGAAGAGGCAUGCUACCGUGGAGGAAGAGAGAAACAAAGAAGGGGAGUUGCUAAGAAGGAAUAACAUAGUAUAUUCCAAAAUUGAUUGCUUAUCGAAUGAAAUUUGCCGAAUAUUCGACAAUUACGUGGGGAAGGUGCAGGAUAAAAACCUUCUUGACGAAAAAAUAGAGUUAAGUUUUCUGUUUAAAAUACACCUGGGGAUAACAACCCCGCUUGAUAUUGCCAUAAGGGAGAAGGGAAAUUUGCUGUGCGUGAGGACAUUGGAAAAAGUGUUCCUGUACAAGGUUACGUACAAGUAUAGUGCCCACAGCAUAGGGGAAUUUUGCCAUUCGAAUCGGAUGCCUGUAUCGGAUGAGGGGAAUUCCAUGGAGCAGUGCACAACGGGAUGGGCGCAGGACAAGUUGGAAAAUAACAUUUCUGCCGGUAAAGUGGCAAAUAGCAGCUCUUCAAUGCGUGGGGGUAAAGAUGAUAACCUGUACAGCUACAUCGAUCGGAUAUGUCUGUAUCACACGAUUCAUAAUCCAAUUCAGAAGGAAGUGUACGAAGUGUGCUGUUUCAGUGAAGACAUUUACCAAUCUUACCUGCUUGUUGUGUCGCUAAAAUCUGGACAGUACACACUAUACAUUUACGACUUGAAACACAUGGAUUUACAGAAUGCAGUGAAGGUAAACAUUUCUGCGUACAAAGGAUUCAAAGAGAUAAGGUGGAUAAAAUGUUAUGACAUGCUGGUGGCCCUUUGCACUGUAGGGAAUUACUUACUAGUAUUAAAGAACAAACACCUAAAUAAUUGGAGUUUCUUCAUCUCCGACUUUGAAUUGAUAGGCUCGAACAUCGAAGUUAUCGAGGAAGAAAACGAAUUUGACGUAAUAGAAAAUAUUCAACCGAAACAUAAAAAUAUAGAUGAUCAUAUUUGGAAGUAUAUUAUUAUUUACAUAAAUUUAUUUAUAAAGAAUAAAAUUAGCAUUCAGAAUUUAAGCCACCCUUCUUCCCUCUUUCCAAUAUUGUAUACAGGGUAUUAUAAACCCCCCCCCAUGUAUUUUUUUUACAAAUCCUCUUAUUAUUUUGGUAAGGAGAAUUUCCUUUGUUAUGAGGUGGAUGAACGUACAGAGCGCAGGUUGCAGCAAGGAGGGGAAUGUAGAAGGAGAAAAAAGAAAAAAAUGGAGGAAAAAAAAAAGCCUUCAUUUUCACUAAUAAGAGAAAAUCUGGAUCAUUAUGUGGGUUCACCAUUUCAAGAAAGCGAAGAGGAGUCCCCCCAAAAUUUGUUCGUUAAGGACAAUUCGAACAGCGUGCAGUUGCUCUCCCCUGAAAUGACUUAUUAUUUAUACUACAAAAAUAUAGUGAAUUUUUCAUUGUAG